CGCUCGGGUCGGGCUCCUUAGCGGUGUAUUGUGGGAUGUGCGGCUACUGGGAGCCGAGCCUCCGCCGCCAGCCGCCUCCGGGGCAGCAGCAGCAGCAGCGGCGGCGGCAGCAGCAGCUCCGGGCCCGGCAGCAGCGGCGGCGGCUCCCCCCUCUCCCGGCCCCCCGUCCGGCAGCCCCGGUCUCGGCUCCCGCGGGGGACACCAUGUACUGGCUGGCGGCGCAGGGAGGCCGGCGCCCGGCGGGGAUGUUGGGUUAACGGCAUGGAGAACAGUCACCCCCACCACCACCACCAGCAGCCCCCGCCGCAGCCCGGCCCGUCGGGCGAGAGGAGGAACCACCAUUGGAGAAGUUACAAGUUGAUGAUUGACCCGGCUCUGAAAAAGGGACACCAUAAACUGUACCGCUACGAUGGGCAGCAUUUCAGCCUGGCGAUGUCCAGCAACCGCCCGGUGGAAAUUGUCGAAGAUCCCCGGGUGGUCGGGAUCUGGACCAAAAACAAGGAGCUGGAGCUGUCGGUGCCCAAAUUCAAGAUCGAUGAGUUCUACGUGGGCCCGGUGCCUCCGAAGCAGGUGACAUUUGCCAAGCUGAACGAUAACAUUCGCGAGAACUUCCUGAGGGACAUGUGCAAGAAGUAUGGGGAGGUGGAGGAAGUGGAGAUUUUGUACAACCCCAAGACCAAGAAGCACUUGGGCAUCGCCAAGGUGGUCUUCGCCACGGUCCGGGGAGCCAAGGAGGCGGUGCAGCACUUGCAUAGCACUUCGGUCAUGGGCAAUAUCAUCCACGUGGAGCUUGACACCAAAGGGGAAACCCGAAUGCGGUUUUACGAGCUGUUGGUCACGGGCCGGUACACACCCCAGACCCUGCCGGUGGGUGAGCUGGAUGCUGUCUCUCCCAUCGUGAAUGAGGCCCUGCAGUUGUCUGAUGCCCUGAAGCGCCUCAAGGAUGGUGGCCUCUCUACAGGCUGUGGCUCUGGCUCAUCCUCUGUCACCCCAAAUAGUGGUGGGACGCCCUUCUCCCAGGACACCGCUUACUCCAGCUGCCGCCUGGACACACCCAACUCCUAUGGACAGGGCACCCCGCUCACGCCACGCCUGGGCACCCCCUUCUCGCAGGAUUCCAGCUACUCCAGCCGCCAGCCCACACCCUCCUACCUCUUCAGCCAGGACCCCACCGUGACCUUCAAGAGCCGGCGCCACGAGAGCAAGUUUACGGAUGCCUACAACCGCCGCCACGAGCAUCAUUAUGUCCACAACUCUGCUGCGGUCCCUGUGGUGGCCGGGGCCACAGCCACCUUCAGGGGCUCCGUGGACCUCCCGUUUGGGGUGGUCGGCAGCAGUGGGGCCGGCGGUGGCCCUCCGUUCAAGGCCCAGCCACAGGAUUCAGCCACGUUCGCCCACACUCCACCACCCGCCCAAGCGACCCCUGCUCCUGGAGUCACAUUCAAGUCUGCUUUCUCUCCCUAUCAGACUCCUGUGCCCCCUUUCCCCCCACCCCCCGAAGAGCCCACCGCCGCCACCACCGCCUUUGGGGCCCGCGACAGUGGGGAGUUCCGGAGGGCCCCGGCGCCCCCGCCCCUGCCGCCCACUGAGCCCCGGACCAAGGAGAAGCCAGGCACACCGCCCGGCCCCCCGCCCCCCGAUGCCAACAGCAUAGAGCUGGGUGGCCGGCCGACCUUCGGCUGGAGUCCCGAGCCCUGCGACAGCCCGGGCACCCCCACCCUGGAGUCGUCGCCUGCGGGGCUGGAGAAGCCGCACGACAGCCUGGACUCGCGCAUCGAGAUGCUGCUGAAGGAGCAGCGAACCAAGCUCCCCUUCCUCCCAGAGCAGGACUCGGACACGGAGCUGCAGAUGGAGGGCAGCCCCAUCUCCUCUUCCUCCUCCCAGCUUUCCCCUCUGGCUCCCUUCGGCACUAACUCCCAGCCGGGCUUCCGAGGCCCCACGCCGCCUUCCUCACGCCCCUCCAGCACUGGCCUGGAGGACAUUAGCCCCACGCCCCUACCAGACUCUGAUGAGGACGAGGAGCUUGACCUGGGGCUGGGGCCCCGACCCCCACCCGAGCCAGGCCCCCCAGACCCCACCAGUCUUCUGGGCCAGACAACUGAGGUGACAUUGGACCUGGCUGGAGACAGGACCCCGACCUCAGAGAAGAUGGAUGAGGGCCAGCAGUCCUCCGGUGAGGACAUGGAAAUCUCAGAUGACGAGAUGCCCUCAGCCCCCAUCACCAGUGCCGACUGUCCCAAGCCCAUGGUGGUGACCCCAGGCUCGGCGGCUGUGGGAGGCCCCUCUGUGCUGGCCCCGAACCUGCCGCUGCCCCCGCCCCCUGGCUUCCCACCACUGCCCCCACCCCCACCGCCACCUCCACCACAGCCUGGCUUCCCCAUGCCCCCACCUCUGCCGCCACCACCACCCCCACCACCCCCGGCCCACCCAGCCGUGCCAGUGCCCCCGCCACCUCUGCCAGCGCCACCCGGUGUCCCACCCCCGCCCAUCCUGCCACCUCUGCCACCCUUCCCGCCAGGGCUGUUCCCCGUGAUGCAGGUGGACAUGAGCCACGUGCUGGGCGGCCAGUGGGGCGGCAUGCCCAUGUCCUUCCAGAUGCAAACUCAGAUGCUGAGCCGUCUGAUGACCGGCCACGGCGCCUGCCCCUACCCCCCCUUCAUGGCUGCUGCGGCGGGGCUGCAGUUUGUCAACCUGCCCCCCUACCGGAACCCCUUCUCCCUGGGCAACACGGGCCCAGGGCGUGGGCAGCCCUGGCCACCCCUGCCCAAGUUCGACCCAUCAGUGCCGCCACCAGGCUACCUGCCACGCCAGGAGGACCCCCACAAGGCCACCGUGGACGGUGUCCUGCUGGUGGUGCUCAAGGAGCUGAAGGCCAUCAUGAAGCGCGACCUGAACCGCAAGAUGGUGGAGGUGGUGGCCUUCCGGGCCUUCGACGAGUGGUGGGAUAAGAAGGAGCGGAUGGCGAAGGCCUCGCUGACCCCGGUGAAGUCGGGCGAGCACAAGGAUGAGGACCGGCCGAAGCCCAAGGACCGCAUCACCUCGUGCCUGCUGGAGUCGUGGAGCAAGGGCGAGGGCCUGGGCUACGAGGGCCUGGGCCUGGGCAUCGGGCUGCGCGGGGCCAUCCGCCUGCCCUCCUUCAAGGUCAAGAGGAAGGAGCCCCCGGACACGGCCACGUCCGGAGACCAGAAACGGCUGCGGCCCUCGACCUCCGUGGACGAGGAAGACGAAGAGUCGGAGCGCGAGCGGGACCGGGACAUGGUAGACGCCCCCUGCGAGCUCGCCAAGCGGGACCCCAAGGGCGUGGGGGUGCGGCGGCGGCCGGGACGGCCCCUGGAGCUGGACAGCGGCGGGGAGGAGGACGAGAAGGAGUCGCUGUCCGUGUCCUCAUCCUCAUCGGCGUCCUCCUCCUCGGGGUCCUCGACGACCUCGCCCUCGUCCUCAGCCUCGGACAAGGAGGGGCAGGACAGCACGGAGGAGGAGGAGGAGGAUGAAGAAGAGGAGGAGGAGAAAGAGGUCCCUGGAAGCCCGAUCUCCUCCUCCUCCACCUCCUCCAUGUCAGAUAAGGAUGACGACAAUGACGACAGCGACGGCCAGGAAGACUCUAAGAACGAAGACGAAGACUUGGCCCUGUCGGAGGCGAGUGACAAGGAGGAAGGCGACUCGGACGGAGAGGAGACCGCAAGCAUCGCCACCCGCAAGGCUGGGGCUGGGUCCUCCAGCGAGAGUUCGGAGUCUUCGGAGUUUGAAUCAAGUUCUGAGUCUUCGUCGUCAUCCUCGGAGGAUGAAGAAGAGCUGGUGGCCGGGGAGGAGGACGAGGAGGAGGAAGAGGAGGCCACCACAGAUGAGAGCAUGGCUCCCGCCAUUCCUGAGAACUUUGAGGAGGAGGUGGCCACGAGGGCACCCGUGAUGGAGCCCUUGACGGAAGAGGAAGUGGACAUCGAGGCUGAGGACGAGGUCCCCGAGGAGCGGACCCCCACGUUGGAAGAGCCGCCCCUGCCUGUGGGUGUGAAAGAGCCCCCCAAGGAGCCAGGUCUGAACCAGGAAGUGGCCAGGCCACUGUCUCCAGAGCCUCCUGCGAAAGACACGGAGGCCCACCUCCCAGCGUCCCCGGAGCCUCCCCGAGGGGAGGAGCUGGAAGCGAAGCCCGAGCCCCCUCUGCUGCUCUCCUUACCUCUGCAGCCACCAUUGCCACCCCCUCGACCGCCCCGGCCACCUAGCCCACCGCCCGAGCCCGAGACCCCAGAACCCCCACACCCACCCGUCCCUCUGGAGCCGCCCCCUGAGGACCAGCCCCCACGUACGCCAGGCAUUUGCGGCAGCCUGGCCAAGUCGCAGAGCACAGAGACAGUGCCGGCCACCCCAAGCGGGGAGCCCCCGCUGUCGGGGGGCAGCAGCAACCUGUCCCUGAGCUCCCCGCAGGUGCCCGGCAGCCCCUUCUCCUACCCAUCCCAGUCCCCCAGCUUGGGCAGCGGUGGCCUCCCGAGGACACCUGGCCGGGACUUUACCUUCACGCCCACCUUCCCCGAGCCCAGCGGGCCCCUGCUCCUGCCCAUCUGCCCCCUCCCCGCUGGCCGACGCGAGGACCGGCCUGGCCCGCUGCCGCCCCAGGUGCUCCUGGAGACGGGCUUGCCGCUCCCUCUGCCCCUGCCCCUGCCCCUGCCCCUGGCUUUGCCUGUACCUGUCCUGCGGCCCCAAGCUCGGGCCCCUCCCCAACUGCCACCCCUGCUGCCCACCCCUCUGGCCGCCUGCCCGCCCCCCAUCAAGAGGAAGCCGGGCCGGCCCCGACGCUCCCCACCGGCCCUGCUCUCCUUGGAUGGGGCCUUGGUCCGGCCACCAGGGGCAGCCGCCCUGGGCAGGGACCUUCUGCUCUUGCCGGGCCAGCCACAGACCCCGGUCUUCCCCAGCACCCACGACCCCCGGGCUGUGACCCUGGACUUCCGGAACACGGGGAUCCCAGCCCCCCCACCACCCCUACCUCCCCAGCCUCCCCCACCCCCUCCCCCACCCCCUGUGGAGCCCACCAAACUGCCCUUUAAGGAGCUAGAGAACCAGUGGCUCUCUGAGGCCAUCCCGCCGGGUCCCCGCGGGCGUGAGGGUGUCACCGAGGAGUUCCUGGACCUGGCCAAGGUGCGAGGCUCCUGGCGCCGGCCGCCCAAGAAGCGCCAUGAGGACCUGGUGUCCUCGGCCUCGCCCGAGCUCUCCCCGCCGCAGCCCCUCUUCCGGCCCCGGAUGGAGUUUGAGGAGAUGACCAUCCUGUACGACAUCUGGAACGGGGGCAUCGACGAGGAGGACAUCCGCUUCUUGUGUGUCACCUACGAGCGGCUGCUGCAGCAGGACAACGGCAUGGACUGGCUCAACGACACGCUCUGGGUCUACCACCCUUCCACCAGCCUCUCUUCGGCCAAGAAAAAGAAACGGGACGAUGACAUCCCCGAGCACGUGACAGGCUGUGCCCGCAGCGAGGGCUUCUACACCAUCGACAAGAAGGACAAGAUCAGAUACCUCAACAACACCCGCGCCAGCACAGACGAGCCCCCCACAGACACCCAGGGCAUGAGCAUCCCGGCACAGCCACACGCCUCCACGCGGGCCGGCUCCGAGCGGCGUUCGGAGCAGCGCCGCCUGCUGUCCUCCUUCACCGGCAGCUGUGACAGCGACCUGCUCAAGUUCAACCAGCUCAAGUUCCGGAAGAAGAAGCUCAAAUUCUGCAAGAGCCACAUUCACGACUGGGGCCUGUUCGCCAUGGAGCCCAUCGCGGCCGACGAGAUGGUCAUCGAGUACGUGGGCCAGAACAUCCGCCAGGUGAUCGCAGACAUGCGGGAGAAGCGCUACGAGGACGAGGGCAUCGGGAGCAGCUACAUGUUCCGGGUGGACCACGACACCAUCAUCGACGCCACCAAGUGCGGCAACUUUGCGCGCUUUAUUAACCACAGCUGCAACCCCAACUGCUACGCCAAGGUGAUCACGGUGGAGUCGCAGAAGAAGAUCGUCAUCUACUCCAAGCAGCACAUCAACGUCAACGAGGAGAUCACCUACGACUACAAGUUCCCCAUCGAGGACGUCAAGAUCCCCUGCCUCUGCAACUCCGAGAACUGCCGGGGGACUCUCAACUAGGCCCGGGGCCCCGGCCCAGCCCCACCUCCCCCAUUUCAGGUGCUGUCCUCUACCCAGCGGCCACGUCAGGGCCUGGCGCCCCAACACUACCCCCAGGACCCCGGCUCCAGCCCUCAGUGGGAAAGGGCUUCUCUGUCUGUCAGCCUGUGUCUUGUCGCUUCUCAGCGUGCUCCCUCGAGGACUUGUGUUCGACUGUUCCCGUGUCGCUGUCCCCGGCUCUCCAUCUCUCUCUCCUGUCUCCUUCCCGUCUUGUCAUCCGCCUCUUUCCGUGAAUGCUGCUACGAUGUUUUGUCUUCCCUUUAUUUUCUUAUCAAAAGAAAAGACAUUUUAACCGUUGAAAUGUGAAGGCAGAAGCGGAGAGCGGGGACCCGGCAGGGACUGCUGAGGCCUCUGUGUGAGGUGUGUGGACCCACGUGCUGGAGGCCCCCGUCCGGGCGCUGCGCCAGGUGCUGCACAGAGGGGGGUCUGGCAGGUGGCUUUGACCUCAGAACACUAUGGAAGGCCCCCCUCUCUACCAGUGGACUCAGCGAGAAGACCCUACAGACCCCCACCCCCAGGCUGGCCUUCCCCCAGCAGCCUGGGGGGGCCACGUCCCCUUGACGACCCUGGUGGAGCCAAGCUGGUCCCAGGCAGGAACCUCCCCCCUUGGCGCUCUGCCACCCAAAUCUGGGUUCAAUGUUUGCUUUCUCAUUCAAAUGCCAGCAACGAAGGACCCUGCAGGAGGCCCCGGUGUGGGCAGGCGGGGCACUGGGAAGGGCCUUGUCCACUCUCCCCCGUCCUCACCUUCACAGGCGAGAGGAGGGCCUCCCAGGGCAGGCGGGGCCCAGCCUCGCCGCUACGGGUGUCUGACCGUGGAUGCCUGUGGACUUCCUCGUUUAUAAGCGUCACCUGCCUGCCCCCAGCCCAACGCGCCCUAAGACAUCAAGAGCAUAUUUAUUUUCAGAGUGAGAUGAUUUCUCCCAGAGAAAGGAAGAUCUCGGAAAAGAUUUCAGAAUUCAGAUCUCAACCUGACAAGGUUUUCUUUUUUUUUUUAGCCCCUCCUCCCCCCCAUCCCCAUCAUCCUCUUCAGGGUUCACGUCCAUGGACUUGGCUCUCGUGCUUGUGUAAAGUCCAGCCGAGGGGGAAGGAGGUGUUCGAGGUUCAGAUCCCACUUCUGUAUAUAGGCGGCCGUAAAGGACUUUUUCUCGGGAACAUUGUUUCUUGUAGAAACACGUGGGAAGACUUUUUUGCUCAUUUCUUUGUACUUCCCAACAAAACAAAACAAAACAAAACAAAAAAAUCACACAAGUCCCCCCGCACCCCAGGACGCAGAACAGGCGUGUACAUAAUUUAUGGAAAGUGACCAGGACUCAUCCUCACUGUUGGUGGGCACCCACCCUGCGAGGGGCCUCUGGAAUCUCAGCUUGUGUCAAGCUUGUUAUCAUGUAAAUUCUGUACAAAGAAUUGUUAUUUUUUCUCUUUCUCUUUUUUUUUUUGUCGUUGGUGGUGAUUUUGUUGUGUUCUUUUUCUUUCUUUCUUUCAAUCUCUUCACCCCAAGCCCUCUCUGUUUGAGACUGUGCCCGCCACCUCAUCGAGGCCCAUGAAAUCGGUGGCGUGAAGACACAGAGGGGGAACCUGGGCAUAGCGGCGACCUUCUCUCCCAUUUGCGGUUUUCUGCCUAAUUGUGCAACCGAGGAAAUAUUUAUUUUUCACAUGAGGAAAUGUGUAGUUUGUAGAGACGGCUGAUUUCAGUUACUGUGCAGCCCCCAAGGGGCUGUCUGUGUUCUCCCCGCCCCCCCCAACAGAGGAAGUGGAGGGGACGUGGGGAGACCUGGCCUCACCGAGCCGUCCCCCUGUCCCCAGGAACCCCCACCCCAACCCUGGAGUGACUUGUCAUUUCCAGGAAUGUGUUGGCUCCUUUUUCUUUCAAUGCCUUUGUUUUCGUUGAACAAAUCUUUGCUUUGGAAGAGUUGGGGGUUUCUGUUCCCUCCCCCCUUUCCUCCCUCCCCCCUCCCCCAAAGAAAAGAACCCUCACCUUUUAGGGGUGUUUGUGCAUCUAGCUCUAUCAUCCGUAUGGAACUUGUUUUGAAGAGAAGUGUUUCCGUUGUGGGUGUGUCUUGCUGUAAAUAUUUGUUCAUAUUUUUGUGAAUUCAAUACUAUGUACCAUUGUAUUAUAGUAACUUUUAUAAAGCAAACCAUAAAUAUA
Molecule: messenger RNA, 8299 nt
Organism: Myotis myotis
Lineage: Eukaryota; Metazoa; Chordata; Mammalia; Chiroptera; Vespertilionidae
Gene: SETD1B
Product: SET domain containing 1B, histone lysine methyltransferase
Exons: 17
Coding region: 262-6114 (1950 amino acids)
Cellular component (GO): Set1C/COMPASS complex
Molecular function (GO): histone H3K4 methyltransferase activity; protein binding; RNA binding
Source: RefSeq, a predicted model, not a curated record